UCGGAAUAUAAAAGAUCCCACUUCUUAAUCACCAAAGUAAAAUACAGCCGAAAAACCGUGACUGAGCGCGUGUUCCCACGCUCUUCCACUCUCCUCCCCUCCCCUCUCCCGUCUCUCCGCCAUGGCUACGACGGAGCAACCACUGAAGAAACGGAAGCUUUGCGAACAACCAUCACCACCACCGCCACCUCAGUCAUCGCCUCCUCUUCCUCCGCCGCAACCACCACCGCAGCAGCCGGUGGUUUUACAGCAGUGCAACAGCAACGGUGCGCCGGCGGCGCUAUCUCAGGAUGAAAUUAUUAAACGGAGAAGGAACCAGGAAGAGAUUCGGAAUGUUUAUGAGUGCUAUAAACGGAUUAAAUUCUGCAUCUCACAGAACGAUGAUCGUCUUUCGUCUGAACUUGAACAAGCGUAUCUCUCUCUUAUUACUGCUUCAAGAGGCUGCACAAGUGUACAACGUCUAGUGGCUGAUUUUAUUCCUCGUUUUUCUUCAUAUUGUCCCACUGCUCUUGAAGCUGCAGUGAAAGUUGUUAUUAAUAUGCAUAACUGGAAGUUAGCUUUGAUUGGCAAAGGAGAAGAUACAGACAGUGUUGCAUUUGACACUGCUAAGGCAUGCAUUUUUGGUCUAGCUGAUAUCUGUCAAAGUGCUGCUGCUGAGGCACCAACAUCAUCAGUUAUUCGAGGAAUUUGCACCACAGUUUUUCAUGAUGCAUUCACCUUCUUCAUGUCCUGUUUUGAAGGGAAGGAUAUUUUCGAGAUUGCUGACAAGGAAAUUUCUGGUAUUGAGGAUGCUCAUUUGUUCUCUGAGUACCAACAAAAAAUUUUAAACAAGGAACAAUCGGUACUGCUCAAGCUAUCUGAGUUCCGUGUACUUUGUUUCCUCAGAAUUUUCUUUACUUGCCCCAAAAAUUCAAUUGCAACUUGUUUUGAGCUCAUUGGCUCUACUGGAUCAGAGGAAUCUAAGCGGGAAGGAUAUUACUUACUUCAUCAGUUAACUAACAGGCUUGAUGAUGCUGUUGGUCAUCCUAGGAAAGGCGGAAAUAACACGGUGACAUCACCAUUGAAGUCCAGAGAAACAACUCGCGAAAGUAAGGAUGCAGAUGAUGGCCUUGAGGCAUGUGGCAAACAAGUCUCAGACAAUUGCUCUCCUGUUUUGAAGAGCUGCUUAUUAGGAAAGGCGGUAGAGAAAGAUCAUUCUCUGAAGAGCUGGAUCUGCUCAAGGUUUAGGAAACUAAGUAAAUCAGCUUCCUCUCAAGUUGUUUCAGAUAUUUCCUCAGUUCUUGAAGGAAUAUUGCAGUCUUUCUUAGAUGAAGUGAAGGCAGAAAAACCUCAUGAUGAGGGUGAUGAGGAUGGUUUGGAUAGUGCAAAGUAUGCUAGUGAGUACUUGGGUCAUGAGCUAUCUGCUAAAAAAUUAACUCAUGAAGUUUCUGGAAGCCCAGUAGUUCCUCUGGGAGCAACUCACCGUUCCAGUAUGAAUUCAAAUACUAAUAAUGGUGAGACUAGGUCUUUGUUUUUUGAUUCUAAAGAGCCUGGAGAUUUACUGAAUACCAGGCCUUUGGUGUCCAUGGAGGUCUAUACCCAGCAGAUUCUUUCACCUAUUGUUAGAACACCGUCGAAUUUGAGGAAUAUUUCAUCUGAUGGAGGACAUCAUGUCAUGAUGGAGAACCACCACCACAUUCUUAAUGUGGACCAUCCUAUACCUGCCUCAAGAUCAUCAGCUGGAGGCAUGAGUUGUUCCAUGGAGUCACCUUUGCAGCGUUUACCACUGUCUCAUUCUUCCACAAAUCAAGUGAUCUGGUACACUGAUGGAGACCCAGCUGCAGCAGACAUCUUUUCUGCUUCAACGCAGCUAUGGUUGGGGUCUUUAGGCCCUGAUGCAUCUGAAAUUCUUGUCAGACAUAAGUUUGAGAUGUUUGGUCCAGUAAAUCAAUUUGCAUUCUUUGCAUUCAAAGGUUUUGCUUUGGUUGAGUAUCAAAACAUUAUGGAUGCGGUGAGAGCCAGGGAAAUCAUGCAGGGAAAUUCUCUUUGGGGUGCUGAUCUUCGAAUAAAAUUCUUGGAUAUAGGAUUGGGUCGUAAGGGGGUUAUCGAUGGUGUUGCUGUUGGUUCUAGUUGCUAUAUUUAUGUUGGAAGUGUUCAGAGCCACUGGAUGAAGGAUGAUGUCAUGCAUGAGCUGAGAAAAGCACUUCAAAAAGUUCCUCGGAUGGUUACUGAUUUAGGCAGCGAAAGAGCAUUGCUGAUGGAGUUCGACACCCCUGAGGAGGCCACAAUUGCUAUGAAUCAUCUGAGGCACUGGCGUAAGGUAAGGAGUGACUGCAUUCAGCCCCAAAACUUAGCUCCAGCUAAUGCUUCCAUGCGUACUGAAGGUAUAAGACCUAGCUCUGCCCCUGGUUAUGUUGGCACAGGCAGCAAUUUUUGUGCCAAUAGUACCGUUGGGUCAUCUCACUUCCAGAAUGUGCUUGAGAACCAUUCUACUCAUGCUUCAAGAAUGUCACGUCUAUCUUCUUUGCUUUCACAGUUGAGCACCAAAUAUAAUGUGAAAUACGAUCCUGGCUAUAAGAGUCAUCAUAUGCCAGGGAAUUGUGAAAUAAUGCAGACAAAUACACUACGGAUUAGCAUUCCAAAUGGUAGCUCCUUGUUUAUCACAGAAGAUGAGCUUUUGGCUAUUUGUAAUCUUGCCAUUGACAAAAAAGGUUCUAUCAUCAGGUUGAUGAGAGAAAAUAUGCCUAUGGGUUCUUGUUGGCUAGUUGAAUGCAGCAGCAUGGAUUCUGCAAAUUCUCUCCUGAAGACCCUUCGUGAUUGUCCUGGGUUAUUCUUCCACAUAGAAUUCAGGCAACCCGGGCAGCAUCAUAUUCCUGUUCCUGUAAAAAAUGAAGGUAGUAUUCUGGAGCUUACAUCACCCAGACUAAAUCCAGAGCAAGGUAGCAUGCCUCAUGCUGGAUAUGCACUUCAGUCAAACUGGACACAUAUAGCAAGCAGAGGAAUGCCUGAAGUUCCAGUUCCAUCACCAAGAGGUAAUCAUGUAUUCUCUGGUGCUGUUAAUGACAUGUGGAUGCACAGGAAAUCUGAAGCAGAGAUACAUUCUAGACCGGGAAUCGUUGCCAGCAACUCCACACCUACUCUAGUGCCUCUUAGACCACUACAGCCUCUUCAAGGACCUCCUACUGUGCCACCGCCUAUUCAUGCACUUCCUCCUGCAGCACCUCAGCAAAUUCAAGGACUUCCUAUUGCACCACCACAGCAAGCACAACUUCCGCCCUUUGUGCGCCCAAUGUACUUCCCUCCAAGUGGAUGGGAUUCACGUGGUUUGAACCAUAACUUGCCACCAAAUCCAAUUCCAUCUAGUGCACUGCCUACUAAUCCUCAUCAUUGUUCAGUUGCAUCGCCAUUUGUACCUGCUUCUGUGCCUCCAAUGUUGCAGAUACAAGGCACCUCCAUGCCACCAUUUGAUCAUAUGUUUCCUGUGCCUGUCGUUCGACCACCCGUGACGUCUUUACCGCCACAGCCACCACCUCAGCUUGACUCAUUACCCCCGUUACCUCCACCUGUCUUGCAGCCUCCAUUACCUUCAUCCCCACCCCCACCACCUUACCCUAACCCACCUAAUAUUCCCCCUCCUCCUAGUUCCCCGCCUCCUCCCCCACCUCCAUUAUCAGCAUCUUCAAAUUCAGAAAGUUCUAAACAAUAUUUGCAGUGUCAAUGGCAGGGCUCCUUGAGCAAAAGUGGAGUUCAUUACUGCACGAUUUAUGCACAACGAGUAGAGUCUGAUUUUUGCAGGUAUCCAAAUGCCAAUGCUGAGCCCACGGAAUGGCCUGUGAAGUUGGAUAUGACCAAACGCACUGAUUUUCGGCAUGUCAAAUCAACAUUUAGUAGUACACCAUCCCAUAAAAAGGAGAUAUGCUGGUUGCUACCUUCUUCUCCAGUGGACCAUAAGGGCUUUCAAGAUUUUGUAUCAUACUUGAAGCAGAGGGAAUGUGCCGGUGUAAUUAAAAUCCCAGCCAUAAAUUCAAUGUGGGCGAGGCUUCUCUUCAUCCUUCCGCAGUCUUCUGAUACCUGCUCUAUGCUCUCAGUUGCGCCUAAUCCUUCUCUUUGUCUACUUGGUCUGGUGGUGCCUAAAGAGACAAACUCUGAAUGGGCAUGACGUUGAUCUAUGUGGGCAGUACCGCAUUGGAAAAAAGGGUGGGCAUGCUGCCGCUAAUUGCUUCAUGCUGCUACUCGCCAGGUUUUGUUCAGUUUUUGACUAUAUGAUGUAUCAUAAAGGCAUUUGCCACGAGAUUUGGUGAACGUGCAUGGUUCAUAAAGAUAUUCAUGAGUCACAGCCAGUACUGAUUGGCAGUUGCAGCAAGGUGUGAUGAUCCAUAGUAAUUUGCUCACAAGCUUUGAAUCUGACAUAUAUUAUCGGACAAUAGAUCAACUCCUCAUACUGCUGAAUUGCUGUCAUCCAAUGUGAGAUAGUUACUGGGAAGUCCAUGUUACUUUUUUUAACUUUGUAGGUAGCUCAUAAUAUCAUAUUAUUGAUAUUGCAACAAGAUGGUGUUGUCAACUCAAUGCCCAAGUUAUAUUGUAGGAGUCUUGUACUUAGAAUCCACUUAGCCUUUUUGUUUCUUCUUUCUUUUCUCCAUCAGUGGAGGGAUAUCUUCUGAUGUCCAUGUAAGAUUACUAGUAGAAUAUGGUUGUAUGUGAGGUUGAUUUAUUCUUUUCC
This is a messenger RNA of Capsicum annuum, 4699 nucleotides long. RefSeq lists its product as uncharacterized. The coding region runs from base 122 to 4138 and encodes 1338 amino acids. Gene Ontology annotation, molecular function: ubiquitin binding; RNA binding. NCBI's taxonomy places the organism in Eukaryota, Viridiplantae, Streptophyta, Magnoliopsida, Solanales, Solanaceae. The record is from RefSeq and is a predicted model, not a curated record. The transcript is spliced from 8 exons.